AUGCAUUCCGCUUUCAUUAUUGCUGCUGUUUUGGUUGUUGCCAACGGAGUCAAUGGACAAUUAGCUGGCGGAUUAUCUGAUGUAAACGCGACGGAGUACACGAACACAGCAUGGAAAUCAGUUCCAGAGAUCAACGAAAAGAAUAAUGGUCAAACUUAUUUGGUUCCAAUCAAGGUCGUGAAAGCCCAAGUCCAAGUUGUGGCCGGAACAAACACGGUUCUAGAAGUUCUUGUUGGAGAAUCAACAUGUACUAAAGGAGGAUCAGUUACAGCUGAGAAAGUAACCUCUGCCAAUUGUCAGCUGAAAUCUGGAGGACAACGAUCACUUUACAAAGUUUCGAUCUGGGAGAAACCAUGGGAGAAUUUCGAGCAAAUUACUGCAGAGAAGAUCCGAGAUGUUCCUGCUGAGGAGAAGAUUUAA
This is a messenger RNA of Caenorhabditis remanei, 420 nucleotides long. RefSeq lists its product as uncharacterized. Gene Ontology annotation, molecular function: cysteine-type endopeptidase inhibitor activity. Bases 1 to 420 code for a protein of 139 amino acids. The transcript is spliced from 3 exons. NCBI's taxonomy places the organism in Eukaryota, Metazoa, Nematoda, Chromadorea, Rhabditida, Rhabditidae. The record is from RefSeq and is a predicted model, not a curated record.